UGGGAAUUUGCCCCAGACGAAGAUGUCCAUCUAUACCCUCUUCCUCGAACGGUUAAAGAGGGCAAGGGUAAAAGCCCAGUGUUUUUUUACUUAGUUGUUUCUUUUCAAGUCUUCAAUAUUUAAUCUGUUUCUAAUGUUUGUUUCUUCUUGCAAACGUUUGUAAGUUACUGAAAGACUUUCGCCAAUCCUACGUUCUUAGCAAGGAUCUGAAAAGGCUCCUGGACUUGCCUGUCCACAAAAGAAAAGCACCUCUCCUUCUGAACUUUAUUCCGACAUACAAAUCCACACUGCCCGACGUCCCAAAAAGAAAGAAGAAGAGCCUAUCUCCUCCCUCUGCUACCACUCUUCAAAUAGCAUCAACAUCUCGGGCUGACCAAAGGUCAACCUCGGAUCCAGCCGACCAACCAUCAACUUCAGCCCCAUACUUAAUCCCAAUACCAGAAAGAAAGCGUCGGCGACGACUCGUCAAAACUGCUGAGAUGGGUCGCCCGAAGCCUGUUGCCCAAGAUCUCCUAGCCGACCUUCCCACGGAUGUUGACGCUCAACCGACGCAAACCAUGCCCCCACCAAAGCCAAAAAGAAUCAAAAAAGCUCAGCCCAAGGCCAAAGCUACUGAGGUUGAGGCUGAGGAUGCUCUGUCCAUCUCUAAACUGGCUGAGAGUAAGAAGACUUCUUCUGCUUCUGCAAAAAGGUCUGCUGAAAACCCACCCUCUGAGUCCACACAGACAAAAAAACCAAGAUUGGCCUCAGCUACUACCUCGGGGUCCAAGAAACCGGAUGUCCCUUGGGCUCCCAAAAUUACUUUGGAAGACAGGCCAAUUAUGUCUAGUGAAAGUGCCGACGACAUAAAUGUCGGCAUUGCCCUCAGCACGGCGUUGCUUCUUCCGGGUGACCUCGAGCGAAAUGCUGAGUACAGUAAGUACGAGAAUUACGCUCUAAUGCUCCAGCACUCCGUUCAAGCCAUUCAGCAUGCCCAUUCGUUUUCCAUGCAAGCUUUUGAAAACAGGACAAAGUUGGUUGAUCUGAGGAGAGAGGUUUCUGCCCUUAAAAAGGAAAACAAAUCUCUUCAAUUAAAGAUGAAAAAACUGGAAGACCAGGCUGAGGCUGCCACCAAAGCCCAAACCCUUGCCGAGGAAAAGGCUGAAUCUGCCGAGGCUAUUAGAAAGGUUGCUGAGGCCGAGAAGAAAGAGGCCGAGGACAAAAAGGCCCAGGCGGAAAAGGAACUUCAAGAUGCUUUAUCUACUAAAAAUGCCGAAAUCAAGGCGGUCGACGAAAAGGCCUACGCCCAGGGUAUGGCCGACGUUACUGAGGAGUAUAAACUUCAAGUCAGGUAGGCCUGCAACAGGGGCUUCUCCCUUGGUUGGAUGUCCCUGAUAAAGAAACUUGAUCUUCUUGCUGACUCACC
This is a messenger RNA of Camellia sinensis, 1405 nucleotides long. The record is from RefSeq and is a predicted model, not a curated record. Lineage: Eukaryota; Viridiplantae; Streptophyta; Magnoliopsida; Ericales; Theaceae.